UAUCUACAUUCGAAUUUUACAUUAUUUACUACUUACAUUAUUUAUUUAAACAUAAAUGAGAAACUACUGAAAUAUUUAAAGCUCAGUGCAAACGGCUACAAGCCUAGUACAAACGAUAAAAUAAGUUUAUUUCGCGAAAAAAAAUCACUUGUCGGCCAUCUGCAUACCAAUGUGGGCACGAGGGUGCCGAUACCUCCUCCAAGUGUCUACCUUUCAGCAAUCAGUUCUCGAAUUAUGGCGACAGUCGAUUGUCCACAUCCCGGUGAUCCUCAGGCGAUCAGGAUGUCCUCCAAACAGCUUAGGCAUAAAGCGCAGGAGUUCCUGGCAUCCAGGAAGCACGCGAACAACCUCGUAGAUAUUAUCAACCAGUUGGACGACUGCGGGACUUUGGGAAUUCUCACUCUGGAGACCAUCUUCUUGGAGCUGCUGAAGAGGGGAGAUAUGUACUUGGAGAGAACAAUAUCGCUGACUAUUUCAGAACCAAGCCCGGAAGUGCGAUAUACCACAUGGCUUCGAAACUGCUACGAGGAACUCUGGGAGAAGCUCCUGUCCUUCAUUUCCGUUUCCCGUCCUUCCCUCCAGCUGCAGUCCCUCUCCACCUGUCUGAAGCUCCUCUCUCAAGAAGGCAAAACCCCGACGGAGCCAACAGGUGACUUAUCCUACUACUUUCCCCUGCACCGUCUGAAGCCCCUGCUAAUGCGACUCCUGUCCCCUGACCGAGAUAACGCCUCCCUGCUAUCUCGUUUCCAAGAAAUAACCACCUACAGAGAUGCCCUCUAUUACACCUGGAAGUCCCUGCCACCAUUAACCCCAAAACGGCAGCCUCCAGACCUCUUUAUCAAGAAUCUCCUCGACCUGAUAGACAAAAUCCCCCUUCCCACCGAGGACGAGCCACCCCAAGAGCUUCUCUGUGGCCGCGAGGGCACCUGCACCUUCACCUGGGAUCAGCAAUCCGUGAGAAGAACUCUCAACAAAACUUGGUCCUGCAUAAUGCACUGGGAGCUAUCGCCCCAGCUUCACAAGCACCUUCUCAUCGUUCUCCUUGAGAGGAUAAUGCCACACCUGGAGAAGCCAGUGCUCCUCACCGACUUCCUCAUGGAUUCGCUCGACGCAGACGGCCCCAUUGGCCUCCUCGCACUCCAGGGGGUGUUCCUUCUCGUCACCAAGCACAAUCUCGAAUACCCCAACAUCUUCACCAAGCUCUACUCCAUGUUCGAGCCAGAAAUAUUUCACACAAAGUACAAAGCAAGGCUGUUCUACCUCUCAGACCUCUUCCUGAGCUCUACCCAUCUACCAGAGGCGCUCGUCGCAGCCUUCGCCAAGAGACUAGCCAGGUUGACACUCGUUGCACCCCCAGAGGACAUUCUCAUAAUUCUCCUCUUCGUUGGUAAUCUCCUGCUGAGGCAUCCUGGGCUUAAGAGGCUCAUCGAUCAUCCCAAGGGGGGAAUAGUCUGUGAUACUGACAAUCCUGGAGUGGGGGAUCCAUUUCUCAUGGAAGAGAGAGAUCCACUACUCAGCAAUGCACUCUCCAGCAGCCUCUGGGAGAUCAAAGCACUUCAAUUCCAUAUUUUACCGACUGUUGCUACUGCCGCUAGAUUCAUUAAUGAUCCCCUACCAUCGGUGGAGUACGACAUGGCCAGUGCUCUUGAGAGAACUGGGGGACAGCUAUUUGAUAAGGAGAUCAAGAAUAGAGUCAGGGAUAUAAUGCUUACGUUCGAGAGACCCAGCCUGGGGGUUGCAAACAAAGGAGAGAGGCUGGCGCAGUACUGGCAGCUCACCAUGCGUUGAAGAGAUGUGAGGCCAAUCAGUACUUGUUGGAUUCGUAGCGCCCAUCGUCGGUAGGAUGGGGUAGGUUUGGGGGCUUCAACGGGUACUCGUUGGCUCAGAACGGGGGGACAUGACCGGAGUUUGGAGGUUACAGGGAUACUGGGAAUUUUUCAAGGGGAGGCAGAUUGAGGUGAGAUUUUGCAUGAGCCGAAUAUGAAUGAUAUUUGGAUAAAAAGGAAUAGCUGAUGCAGAGAAAUUAUUUUAUCAGUCGUUUGUUCAUAAAAAGGAUAGAAAUUCAACAAAUUAUUAAUCCAGAAUAAUUUUUUAGGAAGGUAAAGAUUCGGUCUUUUCAGUAAAAAAUUUUCUGUUAAAAUAUUUUUCAUUUAAACCUGAAAUGGCCGUUAAAAAAAGAAUUUUUAUUUGUUUGAUAAUUCUGUUGACAUUCUAUUGAAAAUCUUGCACGUCUAUUCAUACUGAAAAUAUUUUGUAUUUAAAGGAAUAUAUGUAUAUAUAAAUAUAAAUUUCUCAAAGGUUUUUAGCUGCCUUUAGAGCUUCCUCUUCGAUAAAUUCUGGGAAAAAUACUUGUGAAAUAUUCGCCAACAAUGUUGAAUAUUGAAAAAAAUAGUCUCCAAACUUCUCGGUUCGCCUCUCCCCCAACUGAGAACUUUUGUUCCUUUUUCUUUGAAAUUCUUGCAAUUAUCGGAUAGCGAAGAUUUGUGUAUAGAUUUUUUUACUUUAAUUUUUGAAAAACUCACAGCAGUGUAUAUUCUAUUUGUGAGUAAACUUGAUCUAGAAAUUAUAUAAAACAACUGGAGGAUUAUUUUAUUAUUUUAACUGUUCGGUGAAUGAAAUUCUCCACGGAUUCCGUUAUUGCUUUCUUAAUUUCAAUCGUUAUUUUUUAAAAUGCCUCUAGGUAAUUAUAUUGCGGAGCGUUGACUUUCAUUAAUAUACGAUAAAAUAUCUACUGUGACUAAUGAAUUCAAGUAUAAUAUAGAUAGGAUCGUGAAUAAAUUGUCUAUUCACAAUUUCCUAAUUUGUAAAGCAUUUUUUUUCGUUUAUUUCUUCGUCUCCCAGGCAUAAAUAAUUUAUCAACAUAUUUCGCUAAUAUUUACUCUGACCGAAUAAUUCAAUUCCCCUGAGGAGAAUAUUUUUGUUGUUUUUGUUUUGCAUUCGCUCGACCCAUGAACCAUUGUAGACGAAAUGUGCCCAUCUACGUACGGAAAUGAUUUUGUUAUCGUGAAGAACUAGUCGAUAGUAUAUAACUGUACGUUUUUGGUUCCAGGGGAGUCUUAGUGAUGCACCUCUAGUGCCAAAAUAAAUUGAACACUUUUGUAUCUAUUAUUACAGUGAAUAAUAAUACACUUGUCAUUGAAAAA
This is a messenger RNA of Diachasmimorpha longicaudata, 3143 nucleotides long. RefSeq names its product nucleolar complex protein 4 homolog B. Gene Ontology annotation, biological process: ribosome biogenesis. The transcript is spliced from 3 exons. The record is from RefSeq and is a predicted model, not a curated record. The coding region runs from base 235 to 1788 and encodes 517 amino acids. NCBI's taxonomy places the organism in Eukaryota, Metazoa, Arthropoda, Insecta, Hymenoptera, Braconidae. Gene Ontology annotation, cellular component: small-subunit processome; Noc4p-Nop14p complex; nucleolus.